UUAAAACAAAGAAGAGAAGAAGAAGAAGAAGAGACAGAGGGAAAUGGCGGACAAACCAAGCCGAGCACUGGUGUUGUACGGGGAUGGGUUGGCGCGUUUCAUCGACCCAUCUCACAAUCAUCUCCACUCUCUCGCGUCCAAAGCUUCCUGUGGCUUCUUGUCCCUACCCAAUGCCCCUCCCUCUGAUUGCAGAAAGUGAGGAUGAGAGAGUAGUUAGGGAGUUUGCAGUACUGCUGGAUGCUUGUGAAGCUCAUCUCGACAAGAGUGGCAAUACCGCUAAAAUGCCAACCAUAGAUGAGAGGUUCAUGGGUAUGAAAGCUGCUAUAAUCACAAACAACCCAAGUUUGAAAUCUUUUGGUGCCAAAAUUGGCUGUUCUGUGUUGGAAUUUGAUGACUUAAUGAAAAAUCUACCUUGCCUUGCGGAACUACCAGCUGAUGUUGUGGCCUCUAAGUUGCUAAAUUUGCUUGGGUUUAAAGAAGGGAAGACACUAGAGAUAAGCGAGUAUGAUUUAAUUUUUGUGCACAUUGGGGAUGGUGAAAAGGUAAAUGGUGAGAGAAACAAAGCUGUUGCCGAUGACACGGUGUAUGUCAAUGCCUUGGUUGGUGGUAUAGUGCAGAUAGCCCAACCUGGAUCUGAAAUCAGUUCUCGUUUGCAUUUGUCCCUCGUGAUGAGUUAUGGCAAUGUCCCAGAGGACAAUGAUCCCAAAUUGUCAGUUUUGAUUAAUAAAGAUGAGAAGAACUCUGAUCUUUCGGUGCUCUUCCCUCGUCAAAGUUACACUGUGAGAGGAGAGAAUCCGCGGAAAGAUGUUAGGCACCAUUGCCCAAUGUUGAUUGCUCAAUGGCAGUAUGGUGUAACCCGCAAGGAUAUGGCAGAGGCAUUUUCCUUCAAAGAUUUUAAGGAGCAUGGUGGAGUUCUUGUGAUACCAGCAGAUAGGUUUCUGCAUGAGGUUGCCUUUAAGCUUUGGAAGGCCCCCAAGUAUGGAGCAUGAGAUAUAUUUAUCAACUGUCCAGUAAUGUGGGACAAUGCUUAUAUUUUAAACAUAAGCAUCGAAGAUGAAAAAGAAUGAUAGAGCCGUCCUGUCUUGAUCCUCAAAUGCUAUUAAAUCUCUAUGUGAUUUUUGUCAAAUCAGGCACUGCUUAUAAUAGAACUGUUUUGCUUGUUACCUUGGUAUUGGGACAUGUUAUUCCAUUUAGAAUUGCAAGACCUAUAAUUCUCAAAAUGAGAACGGCCUGGAUCUGCCACGUAUGCUUUUGAAGCCACUCCUCAAGGUGGUGGUCUUACCCAUCUCCUCCUAAAUGGUGUAUCGGUCGUGGCGGAGGGUGGCUAACCACCCUUUCACCCCGAAGGGAGUGGUUGGUCACUUUGUUCGGAGUGGUCAAAUCACCUCAACUAUAUCGCUGCGUUGGUUGACCACUUCUCAAUGACAGAGGGGGUUGUUGGACCAUCUCAAUCAACUUCUUGGAAUGGCUAACCAUCUCAAAGGUGAUUUGAACACCCUUUUACCUAGUUUACUUUUUAUUAUUUUGUUUUCUUUAAUGUCAUGUGGCAAGAUUGGUUGUUCA
Corylus avellana is the source of this 1563-nucleotide messenger RNA. RefSeq names its product rhomboid family protein. Lineage: Eukaryota; Viridiplantae; Streptophyta; Magnoliopsida; Fagales; Betulaceae. The record is from RefSeq and is a predicted model, not a curated record.